This is a messenger RNA of Funneliformis geosporum, 978 nucleotides long. The record is from the annotation of a GenBank genome assembly. Lineage: Eukaryota; Fungi; Glomeromycota; Glomeromycetes; Glomerales; Glomeraceae.
AUGACUAUCACUGGUAAAAAACAAUUAACGGAAAGAAUUUCCCGCCAAACUAAAAUCACCCAAACCCAAGUGGGGAAAAUAAUUGAGGAACUAUUAACUGAAACUAAAAAAGCCCUAAUCAAAGGCGAAGAAGUUAAGUUUUUAGGUUAUUUCUCUUUUAAAACUACUCUCACUAAGCCUAGAAUAGCCAUGAACUUACAAACUAACAAAAAAAUGAAAGUGCCAGCUAAAAGAGAAUUAAUCAACGAAUUAAAAAAACGAGUUCAGAACGACACUUUACAAGUAAAAACGCUACCUAAAUUGGAAAAAGAAACUAAGACUUUGUUUUCUUGUCUGGAUAGCGGAAGCCUAUUAUUACUAGUUGGUUUGACUGUGAGUUUUACUUUCUUAGUUGGUUAUAUUCUAAAAGUGAACACUAACUCAAUUACCGGUGUUAGCUUGGAAUUUUCAGAACAAAAAAGAGAGAGAGGAGAAGAACAAACUUUUCUACAACCCAUUACUUACCUACUUUGCCAAGAAGUCUUAAAAAAAGAAAAUAUUAUCCUUUUUAAUGAGAAAUUUCAAACUGGACUAGCUUCUCCCAUUCUGCCCUCCCUCACUGGAUUAAUAAAAAAACACGGAGACCACUUAGACAGUUUUUUUUCGCAAAUACCAGAUAUCAACAAUCCUCUUAUCCUUGCUUAUUUGGAAAAAUUAACUAAAAAAUAUGCUAACUCUUUCGGUUUUGAAGUUCAAUACCAAGCUCAAAAAAGAAAAAUUAAAUCCGAAGACCCUCAUUUACAUAUCCUCUCUGAUAAAGAAAAAGACUUUUUAGAAAAGCAACUGAAAAGAUAUUGUAAUCGCCGAAAACUAGCCGAAUACUUGAAUAAUUUUGAAAUUUGCCAAAUGUCCCUAGAUGAAGAAGAAGGAAGGGCGAUUGGCAUCAUUCGCCAAAUAAAUAAUUCUACCAAGCAUCCCGAGAGAAAUUAUUUAUUUUGA